Phytophthora sojae is the source of this 3051-nucleotide messenger RNA. RefSeq lists its product as hypothetical. The record is from RefSeq and is a predicted model, not a curated record. The transcript is spliced from 2 exons. Gene Ontology annotation, molecular function: protein binding. Gene Ontology annotation, cellular component: motile cilium. NCBI's taxonomy places the organism in Eukaryota, Oomycota, Peronosporomycetes, Peronosporales, Peronosporaceae. The coding region runs from base 1 to 3051 and encodes 1016 amino acids.
AUGGAGCCAUCAGAGUCUGAAGUCGUCGAGCAGCACACCGACGAUCCUGCUAUCAUCAACACCGAAGACGCGCAUCAGAACGACCACCAUGAGAGUGCUAUCCACGAACAGGAAGCCCAUGUCGAAGGCAGCGCUACGGUAUCCAGUGCAUGGACAGAGGAAGAGGUCGCCGCUGCUGGUGGCAAUGCGUUGCGUUUAGCUUGGACUUUCGGCUUCCAGAAGGACCUCAUCAACGGCGUUCACAGUUUGUCCACAGGCUCACGUCGUGCGGUGUUCUACGCCGCUGCCCACACGGGAGUCAUCUACGACUACGCCCGCCGUCAGCAGCGACUGCUUCAAGGUCAUUGUCACCCUAUUUCGUGCUGCGUUGUGAGUGAAGACAAGCGCUGGGUCGUCACGGCAGAUCGCGGUCAAGAGUCCAUGCUGGUCGUGUGGGACGCGCAGUCGGGCAACCCGAUCCGGACCAUCUUUCGACCGCACCCAAGCGGCGUCCAGGCUAUCGACAUUUCACCCGAUGCUCUGUUCCUCGUCACGCUGAGUGCCGUCGAUCGGGAGGACGAAGACGCUCAAUCGACUGGCAAGACCAAGACCACAGCGCGGAAAAGGUUCGACCAAGAGCUCGCAGUGUGGGAGUGGGCGGCUCCAGUGAGCGGUGCAGCAGUGUCAAAGCCCCUGUACUCGUCUCUCGUGGCUACGGAGGACGUGCAGCACGCUGUUCGCUUCAAUACCUACGACGUUCGGGAGCUGGUUACUACCGGCCGACAGCGCGUCAUCUUCUGGAGCUGGGCAGCUCGAACGCUGCUGUUCUACUCGCCGUCGCUGGCGCAGAAGGACUUUCGCCAAGUGGUGGGCGCCUUCACGCAGUCUCUCUUCGUUCCCGACUCGGCACAAGCUCUCACAGGCACGGAAGACGGCGAUCUGGUGCUAUGGGACGCAGUGCAGAGCGACAAUGGAGCGGAAACUCCUGCGGGCAGCUUUCCUGAACGAAAGGCAGUCAAGAUCGUGCGACUCGCAGGCGGAGCCGACCCACAGCGCAAAGUGGCGUUGACUGUCAUCGUGGACAUGGAUGGAUACCUCGUUCUUGGCUCGAGUGAUGGAGCCGUGCGCUUCUACGACUUUGACUUCCGCUUGGUAGCGUGGUUCGAGGACAUGAACGCCGGCCCCGUUGGUACGCGUCUGGGCGACGAUGAAUCGUUUCACGUUCCUGACUUUAUCGUGUCGACGGCGUCGGCGUUCAUCGUUGGCAUGAGUGCCGGGCUGUUCGCGGAGCACGAGGCGGAGAGACGACGCGGAACUCUGCUCAUGCAAGGAAUCAACGACUCAAUCCACGGUCUUGCGGCGCAUCCAAGACUCUCUCAGCUUGCAUUAAGCUCUUACUCUGGGGUUGUGCAGCUCUGGGACUACUCUGCUAAGCGGUUGAUCAUGGUUCGACGCUUCGACUCGGAGAAGCUCCGUCCGCAGUGUCUUACAUUCGCUCGCGACGGACGGAAGCUGGUAGUCGGAUUUACUAGCGGCAUCGUGAAGGUGCUGCAUGCCCAACGACUCGAUGAUCUGGCUUCGUUUCGUCUCGGAAAGGCUGCGAUCACCGACGUGCUAGUGAGCCCGGACUCCUCGCUCUUUGUGGCGCUAGACGCGACCUUGUUCCUCGGCAUGUGGCGAGCCAAGCAAGGCAAUCCCGACGCUGAGGACUCGGACGAGUGGGUGUAUCUGGGUCGUUGCAGAGCGCAUUCGAAGCCCGUGACUGGGUUGGAGUUUUCGCGCGAUGGUGACGGACAACCUGUGCUGGUAUCUGUGAGUGAGGACCGCACGCUAGCUGAGUACUGUCUGGAGCGCUCGAGUAUCCUGGAUGGAGUCGUGCUCAAGCAAGCUCCGACUCGAGUGGAGCAAAGUGCCGUUCCUACUGCAUGUUGCUGGCACCCGGAGCUGCGUGGAGUGCAAGAGGACCUGGUAAUCGUGGCGAACGACGAGUACAAGCUCAAGCAAUGGAAUACUGGCAACCAGACGUGCCGUAAGACGGCGCUAGGACCAUCGUACGGAGGCCCUAUCAACAGGUUGGUGCCCGUGCCGCUCCGAGAGGACGACCAGAUAGCUGCUGAGGCUACGGGCGGUGUAGCAGAGAGGUACUGCGUCUACAGCACUCAUGAGAAGGUUGUUGGGCUGCUGAAACUUCCUCUCGACGGGAACCCGCACAAGGCCAUGGGGCUGAUCGCUCACCCUGGCCGCAUCAGCAACGUGGACGUCACCUUUGACGGCAGCCACUUGCUCACUGCAGGUGGCGAUGACCUUGUCGUGAAUAUGUGGGAGAUUCACACGCAUCAACUCAAUCUACUGGAAGCUCGAGGCACUCCUCGCAGCGUCGAAGAGAAGGUGGAAGGUGAGACCAAGCGCGGACAAACAAAGGACGAGCUGGACGAGAACGACAUCGCAUUGGCUCCGUACUUGGCACUGCUCGAAGGGGGACGAGAGGGAUCUUUUUACCACGAGAUCGUCGACUACUUCUACUUGGCGCAGCUUCGAGUCCAGGGCGAGGACGCCACUGCUGCCCGCGAGAUCACUGCGCAGAUUCCGUUGAGGGAGAUCCCGAAUGUCAUGCGAGCGCUGGGCUUCUACCCGACCGACGAGGAGAUCCAGCACAUGGUGAGUGAGGUUCGCUAUUCGCGCUUUACCGAGACGUCUCGACCCGUGGAGAGCAUCGGACUGCACGACUUCAUCAAGUUGUACGUGAACCACCGACCUGUCUUCGGCGUCGGCAAGGCGCAGAUCGAGCGCGCCUUCAAGAUACUUGCCGCGGUGUCUAAAGCACCGGGUGACGAAGAGGACAAUGGACCGGCAACGCUGCGAUGGGAUCAGCUAGAAGCCAGACUACUGCACUCGGGUGAACCGAUGAGUGAAGAAGAACUGCGAAGCUGCUUGGCUGCUCUGCUUGCGACGGGAAAUGACGGGGCAUUGGCGAUGGAUCCGCAGUAUACCGCUCUCACCUUCGCUGACAAGGUGCUAGGCUUCGACGACUACGAGAACCCGGAAGGUGAGAGCGAUGAAGCUGGGGUGUAA